AUGCCGUGGCAAACUUUCUCGAAAUCACCGCAAUUCUUACCAGUUUUCACGGAGCUGUAUGACAACAUCAUCUACCCAAGAACAAUGACUGCUCCAAGAUCGAAAGGACCGUCUCUCAAGAGUGUUCAGCAAGCUAUCGCUGAUGGUGAGAACUAUGGGGAUCAGAAGUAUUCGGGUCUGCGUAUCGUCUUCAAUCAACCACCUCCACCUUUCAAUCUACCCCGCAAAUUUACUCCUUCGAUCGGUCCCAACUUUGCAUGGCGGAGAGCCACUCAAAAUGGCAAGAAUUCUUUCGAUUUUACAACACCUUUCGAAACGAAUUUGACCAUACAAGCAACGUUGAACCAUUUCCACGAUAAGAUGAAGUUGGAGAAGCUUGUCACUCAAGGCAAGCGCAAGGCAGAUUUGGACGCCAAAGAGAAGAUGGCUAAUUCUAUACGAUUACACAACACAGUGACAGUUGCUAGUAUCUGGAAGCUUGGUUCAAGCCAGGUCACAGAAGUAUGUGCCAUUCUGUCCGCAUUUUUGAGUAUAUGGCUUCGUCGAUGA
Messenger RNA from Botrytis porri, 549 nucleotides. RefSeq lists its product as uncharacterized. Bases 1 to 549 code for a protein of 182 amino acids. The transcript has 2 exons. Lineage: Eukaryota; Fungi; Ascomycota; Leotiomycetes; Helotiales; Sclerotiniaceae. The record is from RefSeq and is a predicted model, not a curated record.